Gryllus bimaculatus (two-spotted cricket) is the source of this 3162-nucleotide messenger RNA. Lineage: Eukaryota; Metazoa; Arthropoda; Insecta; Orthoptera; Gryllidae. The record is from the annotation of a GenBank genome assembly.
AUGACCACGGGACAGAACUCGGAAAAGAGAACGAUCACAUGUCCUGUUGAUGGAGAUAUCAUGGGACCAUUUACAUACAGUGCCACAAAAACAACAGCAUCAGUUAACUUCCAUGCUCACAAAUUUCCAUACACCGCAUCGGUUUACUACCAAUGUAAUGUGCAGUUGUGUGUAAAGGCACAUGGAGGAUGUGAUGACCUGCCUCCAGAUUGCAGUGCUGGAAAUGCAGUGGCCAGAAGGAAACGUGAUGCAGAGGAAAAGGAUGGUCAGCCAGCUACUAUUGAAGUUUACAGUGGUUUGUAUGUGAAUGAGGCAACAGAUAUCAGCAAACUUGACCUUGAUGAUGUCUCAAAAGAAAAGAAGGAAGAGGACCCCAACAGCAUUUGCAUUUCACAGCGUUACUUUGCCAUUGGCAUUGCGAUUGCUGGAUUGGUGCUGAUGUUGGCAGUUGUGGUGACAGUGCUGAUCUUGUUAGCACUGCGCCGUAGAAAGAAGGAAGUAUCUAGUGGCAGCUCCAUCUACAGUGGGCCAUACACUAAUACUGCCUAUAGUCAUACAAGCUAGAAUGUAAUAAUAUGUGCCUUGAAGGGUUCCAACUGUUUGAUUUGAGCUUAAUAUGGCACUUUGACCUCUUUGAAUGAGAGAAGUGAUAAAGUGUGUUAUUUGGGAAGGACUUCAAAUGUGUGUGACCUGAGGUUGAUAUCCAUCAUCAUAGUUCCAUCAAAGUACCAUCUUCAGCUUGAAUCUACAGUUGCUGUUUUUGAUAGAUAUUCUGAAUGGUGAAGUAAAUAAAAAUAAUGGCUCCUUACAAAAUGUACAUUUAUUAAUUUCAAAAGUUCUGUUAAUGAAUUCAAAACUAAUUAUAAUGUGGGGAGGAAUUAGUAUUCUAAUACAUUUGUCAAUUAUAUACAAAAACAUGCCACCCACCAAAACCAUAUCAUUUUUAAUAUGGUAAAAUGAUACCAUUGAUGUACGUAGAAAUUAUACUCACAUCAUCAAUAUUAUUGUGGUCACCAAACUGACUAUUUCUGAUUGACCAUUAUGAAUUCUGACUACAUAAGAUUUUUCCAUCAGUUACUAUAGAAAAAUCUAAAAGUUUGGUGCUCGUAGUGCUGCAUUGAGAUUGCAGUAAAUGCUUGUGUACUUAGUCAAUUAUUAGAAACUAUUCUUUUAAUUAUAUUGAGACAAGGAGAAACUUAAUGAAGUUUCUAUAUAUUGCAUUUUAAUAUUUAUUUUUCAGUAACUUUAUAAGCUCACAAAUUGUGUUGCUAGGCCCUACACAUUGCAGUUGUGAGCACCCCUUAUGCAAGUUAAUAUGCCAACAAAACAUCUGUGCAUGGUGGUCCUGCUUGAGUGUUAUUGAAUUCGUUAACAAACAGAAUGACUUAAGGCACAUUUUUUAAUUAUUCCUUGAAAAUGUUAAUGUAGAGAAAUUAAUGUUUGCUCAAAAAUAACUUCAUAAAUUCAUAUGAUUGUGUCUCACACCAUUUGUACAUCUUGUUCUGGAAGUCAUUAUUGGUAUGCAAUGUGCUAAUAAAAGGUGGCUAGGUUUAAAUAAAUCUGAUUUGUCACCUUAGGUAGAGGAAAUGAGAGAAGUCAAUUAAUUUCAUUUUGCUGUGUUUCUUCUUUGUUAUGUCUUAUAAACAAAAGAGAAAGUAUUUAAUCUUUUGUUUCAUUUCAAGCCAUUCACAAUCCAUGUGUAUAAAUGUGGUCAUUUAGGAAAGAAAUACAAAAAGUAAAGAGAAGAUUCACUACUAUGUGGAAUGAAAUACUGUGAUUUGAUCUUGAUUUAAAUUCUUGAUAUUUAUGUAAUGCGCUGAAUAUGCAAUGUUAUAUUUUUUAGUGCCUUGGUUAAGCAUUUUCCCUUUGUACACCUUCAAUUUGCAACAACCAGGAAGUCGUAUUUUUGAGAAUAUUGACAUUGUUAAAAUGUAAUUGUUUAAAUUAACUUAAAAUUAUUACAUUGAUUACUUAGCCAUUAUAUGCAAUUAUUCUCGAUUGUCUCCACACAUUCCAGAUCUUAUCAACAUUUCAUAGAGACUUAGUGCCUUCCUGAGGUUGUGGUUCUGUAAUAAAGAUUUCUAAGUGGGGAUUUGAUGUUCAGAUUGUUUCUUUUGGCACUGGUUCACAGUUACAUUGGCUUGUACAGAAUCAGUCACUUUUUAUAAAUGAGUACUUCAACAUUUUUUAAACUUAAUGUAACACUGGACCUUUGCCAUAAGUUUGUGUAAAUAAGAGAUGUGCUCUAAUAGAUACUAAAUAUUAGCUUAAUAUUUUUAUAUGUGAAUGUACUUGAUGAUUUACCAAAUUCAGUAAGCAAAUUCAAUGCAGGAAGAUCUGUAUUGUGGCAAUUGGAUUUGUGCUAAGCUUAUGCUAAGCUGUUGUUUUAAUGCAAGUUAAAAACAAAUGCUUUGCUUCUAAGUAAGGUGUUGUAACUAACUGAAUUGAAUUGGCCCAACACUUCUGCAGAAAGAAUGUAUGAGAUGAAUAAAAGUUUUCAAUUGUUUCAUAUAUUAGUGAAAUGACUUACAAUUAAAGACCAAUGAAUAAUAAAAAGUUCUCUGCAUUUUUCCUCAACUUGCAUCUCAAUUCAACCAAAACAUGAAAAUGUAAUUGGUUUCUUUUAAGGAUACAAUUGUUUUUUUGACAAGUAGAUUGAAAAGAAUAAAAGCAAUAGCAUUUGAAUAAGGAUUUUGCAAGAGGAAAAAAAUAAUCUUGAAAUUGCCAUCUUGCUGAAUAAUCAAAUAUUUUAAAAUAUAUUGAUUUAGAGUUUCUGAAUUUCAUUUUUUUCUACAUUUUGUAGUAGGUAUUCUGUUCACGAUGGCUCAGUUAUAAUGAGAAGUAGAAAUUAUUUUUAAAAUGUAUGUAUUCUAGGCUAUGUUACUUAUAAAAAUUAUCUGAGCAAUCUUUUUCAGGUCAUUUUUUAUUAUUUUAAAAAUUCUGUUCUGAAAUAUUCUAAAUUCUAUAGUCAUUUCACAAAUAUGUGUGAUAGUUGAUGGCACAUGGAUUUUUAUUAGUUUUUGUAUUGAUAUACAAUCGUACUGCCAGUCACUGUUUCACAGUGAUUGACUAAUCCUGUACUUUAUUUUACAAUAAAUAAACUGUGCUUACUCCAAUGCAUUUAUUUUUUAUUUCAUUCUAUUAACUGGUGAUUAAUAUACU